Messenger RNA from Lucilia cuprina (Australian sheep blowfly), 4707 nucleotides. It is a transcript of the gene cindr, whose product is annotated as serine-rich adhesin for platelets. The transcript is spliced from 7 exons. Lineage: Eukaryota; Metazoa; Arthropoda; Insecta; Diptera; Calliphoridae. The record is from RefSeq and is a predicted model, not a curated record. Gene Ontology annotation, molecular function: protein binding. The coding region runs from base 770 to 3637 and encodes 955 amino acids.
GAAAAACUUUUUUUAAAACGAAAGAUUUUAAUUUUCUUUAUUAUAAAAACUAACAAAGUGUUUAAUAUAACAAUAAAUAAAGAGAACAAAUAAGUUUUUAAAUUUUAUAAAAAUAAAUGAAAAAGUUAAUAAUCUUAAAGGAAAUUAAGAUAACAAAAAAAAAAAAAACAAGGAAGGCGUGUUCUUCUCUUUUAACCAACAACAACAACGUUGAAUUGCAAGAAAAGUGGAAAAAGGUGUGAAAUGUGAAAAUCAAUAACAAAGUAAAAUACACGUUAAAUGGUGAAAAUUGAUGAAAAAUAACAAAAAAAAAAAUACAAAAUAUUAUAGUAUAUUUAAGAAGUAAAUUAAAAGAAAGUGCAGUGUAAGUUUAGUUGUUGCUGCAGCAAGAAAAUCUUAUUGUAAAGUUUAAGAUAAAAAAGAUCUAAUAGAUUUUCUAACAAAAAAGAAAGCAUAAAAAAACCACUUUAAUAAUAACAAAAACAAAACUAAAAGAGAAAAAAGAAGAUUUUGGAGUAAUUGUUUGUUGUUGUCGUUGCUAUAUUGCAAUUUCUUGUUCUUGUUACAAAUUUAUAAGGAAAAAAAUAGAGAAUACAAACUAUAACGAAAACAAUAACACAAAUAUACAACUACAAAUAAGAUAAAACAGCAACAAUCAUAUUUUCGAUAUUUAACAUAGCAGUCGACGUAGCAGCAACCGCUAAAAUAUAAACAUUCAACACUUAUUCACACUCUACAAAAUUUUAAAGUUUUCUUCAGCUCCUUCAAUAUGGUUGAUGCCACGAAAAAUGGUGGUGUUACCGCCAUUGUGGAGUAUGAUUACACAGCCAAGGAACCAGAUGAACUAGAUCUAAUCAAAGGUGCUAUAAUACACAGUAUUAAACAGAUGCCAGGUGGCUGGUGGGAGGGUACAUUACAAACAAAUGGCAAAACGGGCAUGUUUCCAGAUAAUUUUGUUCGUGUUGUCGAUAUGAAUGAGGAUAAUACAGUGGUAUUAAGAGACAAAACGACGACGAGUAAUCGACGCUGUAAAGUUAUUUACAGUUAUACGCAAGUCAACGAUGACGAACUAUCGCUGGCCGUGGGUGAUGUCAUUGAAUUCCUAGGGGAGGUCGAAGAAGGCUGGUGGCGUGGACGUUUAAAAAAUAAAAUUGGUGUUUUUCCUUCAAAUUUUGUUAAACUUAUUGAAUCAUCUCCCGUAUUUGCCAGCAAACGACCACCAUCACAAUCAAAACAAAUAACUAAAAGUGCUAAUAAUACAGUAGCUGCCACUUCGUCAACAUUAACUGCAUCAUCAGCGUCUUCAAUAUCUACAGCAGCCGGCACAAAGAAAAUAAAUCGUCUUAGUUUUCAUAAUUCCAAAGAAGAUUUACUUGCUGCUGCCACCACAAUUACCAGCAACAAUUCUUCAACUCUAACAUCCGGCACAACAGUGGCAGCAACAACAACAUCGUCAGCAUCAUCAUCAUCAUCACUGUUACUGGGUGGUGCUGGAGGCGAUGAUGCUGCACCCAGUUUGCCACCGAAACCUCAACGAGAUUAUUGUCGUGUUGAAUUUCCCUAUGCACCACAAAACGAUGAUGAACUUGAGCUGAAAGUAGGUGACAUUAUAACCAUACACAGUAUGGAUUUGCCCGACAAGGGUUGGUGGAAGGGUGAAUUAAGAGGAAAAAUUGGUGUGUUUCCAGAUAAUUUUGUUAAGCUUAUGGCUCCAUCAGAAGUUUCGCCACUUAAUGAUCUGCAACAGCAACAAUCACAACCUCAACAAACCCAUAGAACAACUGCCAAAUUAACAAAUACUACAAACACUACAACUACCACCAAUAAUUUAACCACAACAACCGGUGCAACAACGAGCAAUGUCAAAUCGUUGAUUAAGAAAUCGGGUAGUUCUUCAUCCACUCAAAGUUCCAAUCGUAAAGAUAGUUUUGGUUCACGAGAUUCUUUAAACGAUAUUCUUUCGGAAACUGGUUUGCCUACGGGCAAUGUAGCUGCUCAGCGUAAAUCUUUGGAAAAUAAAAAUUUAGAUUUAACAAAUGCCUCCGAUGUUGCAGCUCGUUUGGCCCUUAAGAAACAACAUAUGCAACAACAACAACAGCAACAGCAGGAGAGUAAAACGAUUACAUCGUCGAUUAGUAGUAAUAAUAAUACCACAUCAACUACCUCGACAUUAAUAACAACAGCCACUUCUGCCUCCUCCACCUCAUCCAGUGAGCUACGCAAGAGUAUGGAAAAUAUGGAUGAGAAAACAACAGCAGCAACAAAAACGACACCACCACCAGUACUUAAUAAAAAGCCUUCAGUGCCUGUUAAGAAAACCACUACAGUAACAAGCAUAACAGGCAACAUCUUGUCGGGGAUCAAGCAAAAAGUCAAAAAUGUCGAAAGUAAAUUAACCACCGCAGCAUCACACGACUACGCCGAUGGUGUAGGCAGUAGUAAAUUAUCACCCAGCUAUGCCAGCGAUUCGGGCAGUGGAGGUGUAGUGAUGAGAAGAGCCGCCACCAUAGCCGUAGAAGAUACAGAUUUUGAUCGCGUUGAACGCGGUUCAAUAUUACCCGAUAUGCGCGCUGGACGCGUUAAAGCGCCAAAACGUAGACCUCCAUCAGCGGCCAUAAACGCCAUAGGCGAAAGCAAUAACAAUUCUCUAUAUGUCAAUGGCAAUGGCAGUGAUACAACACAAAGUGGUGAUGAUCAAUUAAAAUCGGAUGAUAAUUCAACGGGAGAGGAGCAAUUAGCCAAACCAAAACCUAGAGAAUGGGAAAAGAAAAAGGCACCCUGGAUGGAAGAAUUAAAAGCAUCACAGGUUAAAAAGAAAACAUCACCUAGUGUAAGUGAUGGUGUAACAGCAACAACCGAUAGAAGUUCGAAAUUAUUAAGUGAGGAACUGAAAACAACAAAUAAUAUCAGCUCACAGGUGUCGAGUUCAAUGCAAGCCACAAAUUCUAGCACCUCUGCCACGGCCAGCUCGACAAAAGUGCAAUCAUCAUCGGUUUCAUCAACCAGCAUUAUGCAACAAUCCAUGAUAGUGGAAAGCAGCAGUAGUACUACUAGUAGUAGCAGUAAUACUACAGCUAAAACUCUAAGCGAAGCCAUGACUAAAAGUUUAAGUGCUAAAUUAGCCAAUGAUGUGAUGGCGGCUUCGAAUAAUACCUCCCUCAAUAACAGCUCCUCUGGCCAUGUGGUGGACGAUGUACGGGCACGACCCAAUAGUCUGUCAAUACGUAAUCGUAGUGCCUCUCCCUCAAUGGCGGCCACACGUAAUAUCUUAAAACCAAACUCUGUGGCGGCCAACACCACCGUCAACAACUCUGCCUCACCAGCUGAAGCCUCCAGCAGUAAUAACACACACCAUUCGAGCUCCACAAACACUACACAAACAUCCACAGUUGCCAAAUCUUCAAAUCUAAAUAGUUCUAGCAAUCAUGUGCUAAAUAAUGGUGGUGCCACUACCACAGCCGGGUCACAACAUAAAAUUGCUGAACUGGAAACGCGUGUGGACAAAUUGGAAUUGUUGGUCCAUGCUCAACAGCGUACAAUCGAUGAACUUGUACGUACAUUGCGAGAAGAAACGGAUCGCAACAAAGUCUUACGCGCUGAACUGGAUAAAUAUGCACAGUGCGUUACGCAAGUUUAAGAAAAAAAAACCUAAAAACUAAGAAAAAAAUCACUUAAAUAUUUUUUUCUAUUUUUAUGUGCUUAGAAAAAUUAUGUUUAGAGUAUUUUAUUUUAUAGUUUUUAUUUUUGAACACUUUUUUAAGCAUUUUAUAUUGUGUGUGUGUGUGCGUUAUUUUCUAAUUAAUUAUUUCCCCCCUUUGUAAACUAGACAUUUAUUAUUCAAAUACUUCUUAACCAAACAAAAAGUCUGUUUUAAAUAUAACCUUGUUGCUUUUUUAUUUCAAAAUAUACUCCGUAAACGCCUACACUUUUUAAAAAUCACAAAAAAACGUAAAAACUUAACACGUUUUUUUUAGUAUAUUUUACAAAGUUUUAUAUUUUUUACAUACUAAUUUAUGGAAAUCAACAAUUACCAGAAUUUUUUAUGAUAUAAAGUAGUUUGAUGUUAGCAAUUUUAUACGUUAAUUUUUUUAAUAAUUAAUUUUUAUUAUUUUCAUAGUCUUGUCUAGUAUUUUUAAUAUUGUUUUAAUUUCUAAAGACCAGUAUGACGGUCAGUAUUACUUUAGAAAACAAAAACUUUUCGUUUUUGAUGCUCUAAAAAUUGGAGCUCUAGCUUAUUGAUAAAUGGACAGUGUAUUAAAGACAAUGAAAGUUUUUCCCUCAUUUUCUUAAUGAAUAGCAAGUCAAGGUUUUGCAGUAAACUUAAGAUAAGAUUUUAAAGAAAAGGAGAUUCAAAAAAGGCUAAACCCUAAGCCUACACAUUGGGCUUUGAGAUGACAGAAACAAUGUUAUAAUUUUAUUGAUAAAUGGACAGUGUAUUAAAGACAAUGAAAGUUUUCCCCUCAUUUUCUUAAUGAAUAGCAAGUCAAGGUUUUGCAGUAAACUUAAGAAAAGAUUUUAAAGAAAAGGAGAUUCAAAAAAGGCUAAACACUAAGCCUACACAUUGGGCUUUGAGAUGACAGAAACAAUGUUAUAAUUUUGUAAUAUAACUCUUCAAAAAUGGCAAAAAUCAACUUGACUUUAGAGUAUAGACUAUAGACUGGGCCAUAGACUAUAAACUAGUCUAUACUAUAGAAUAGACUAUAGACU